AUGAGGCCUGAUGUGUUCAAGACCCUUCUGCACUAUAUGUACACGGACACCCUGCCGGCCACGGAGGGAGAAGCCGGUGAUGACGAGGAGGCGAGGAGCCAGAUGACGUGCCACCUGCUCGUCGCUGCGGACCGGUACGGCUUGGAGGGGCAAAAGCUCCUGUGCGAGGGGGAGCUCGCCAAGACCCUCGGCGAGGGUAACGUGGCAGAGAUGCUGGCCUUCGCGGAUGAUCAGUACUGCAGCACGCUUAAGGACGCCUCCUUCGGGUUCAUGGUGGCCUCGCCGGAGAGGAUGGAGAGGGUGGUGGCGAGCUACGGAUACCAGCAACUCCGCUUGAGACACCCCCUGAUUUUGGUAGAUGUGCUCGAGAAGUCGCUCAUGUUUCGCAAAGCGUAG
Molecule: messenger RNA, 396 nt
Organism: Panicum virgatum (switchgrass)
Lineage: Eukaryota; Viridiplantae; Streptophyta; Magnoliopsida; Poales; Poaceae
Product: BTB/POZ and MATH domain-containing protein 1-like
Exons: 1
Coding region: 1-396 (131 amino acids)
Biological process (GO): protein ubiquitination
Molecular function (GO): protein binding
Source: RefSeq, a predicted model, not a curated record